Molecule: messenger RNA, 1311 nt
Organism: Brassica napus (rape)
Lineage: Eukaryota; Viridiplantae; Streptophyta; Magnoliopsida; Brassicales; Brassicaceae
Product: polygalacturonase At1g48100-like
Exons: 5
Coding region: 16-1311 (431 amino acids)
Biological process (GO): carbohydrate metabolic process
Molecular function (GO): polygalacturonase activity
Source: RefSeq, a predicted model, not a curated record
ACAUUAACAAAAAAAAUGUCAUUCGCUUCACUCUUGUAUGCAUUCUUCUUGAUCUUAUUAUCAUCGGCUCGAGUUACUCACAACAUGAAUAUAAGCCCAUCACCAGCUCCAAAUCCUGCUUAUUAUGAUGAUAACAACAAUGUCUUCGACGUGACAUCGUUUGGAGCCAUCGGCGAUUGUAGGACGGACGACACUUCAGCAUUCAAGAUGGCAUGGGACACGGCAUGUAUGACCACAGGUGUUGACUCAGCCGUUCUUCUUGUUCCUUACACCUAUUGUUUCUUGGUGAAGCCAACCAGCUUCAAUGGUCCUUGCAGAACUCGCCUUACACUACAAAUCGAUGGGAUCAUUGUGUCUCCCGAUGGACCGAAGUCGUGGCCAUGGAACUUCAAGAGGCAGUGGCUAAUGUUCUACAGAGUGAACGGAUUAUCAAUUCAAGGCUCUGGUCUUGUCAAUGGCCGUGGUCAAAAAUGGUGGGACCUUCCUUGCAAACCUCACAAGGGCGUUAAUGGAACGACUCAGCCCGGUCCAUGUGACAGUCCUGUGGCAAUUAGGAUAUUUCAAAGCUCAAAAGUGAAAAUCAAAGGGCUUGCCUUCAAGAACAGUGCUCAGUUCCAUGUAAGGUUUGACAAUUGCGAUGACGUGGUUGUAGACUCUGUGACCAUCAAUGCACCAGCCUCUAGUCCCAACACUGAUGGGAUUCACAUUGAGAAUACACAUAACUUUCAGAUUCGCAACUCCGUUAUUUCCAACGGAGAUGAUUGUGUUUCAAUCGGAGCAGGCUGCUUUAAUGUGGAUAUUAAGAAUAUUACCUGCGGUCCAAGCCACGGUAUUAGCAUAGGAAGCCUUGGAGUUCACAAUUCAAGUGCAUGGGUCUCGAACAUAACUGUGACAAACUCAACCAUAUGGAACUCAGACAAUGGUGUACGGAUAAAGACAUGGCAAGGAGGGUCAGGCUUGGUUUCAAGAAUCGUGUUCCGCAACAUUUUGAUGGUGAACGUUCGUAACCCUAUAAUGAUAGACCAAUACUACUGCCAAACCAAGAACUGUGCGAACCAAACCAGCGCAGUCAUCAUCAGCGAUGUCCUGUAUGCGAAUAUCAAAGGGAGCUACGAUCUGAGAAGCCCACCUAUGCAUUUUGGUUGCAGCGACUCUUUCCCCUGUACAAACUUAAGACUAGAGGAUGUUGACCUCUUUCCUUACAAAGGCCAGCUUUUUGAAAACCCAUUUUGCUGGAAUGCGUAUGGAAGCAUGCAGACGGUUACUGUCCCGCCUGUUAAUUGCCUGCUUGAGGCUCUUCCGGGCUGCUGA